Molecule: messenger RNA, 4888 nt
Organism: Nerophis ophidion (straightnose pipefish)
Lineage: Eukaryota; Metazoa; Chordata; Actinopteri; Syngnathiformes; Syngnathidae
Product: major histocompatibility complex class I-related gene protein-like
Exons: 7
Coding region: 125-1204 (359 amino acids)
Biological process (GO): immune response
Cellular component (GO): external side of plasma membrane
Source: RefSeq, a predicted model, not a curated record
GUUUCCGCCUUGGCGUCCAUUUCAUGUUUACUCGUCAAGCAAGUUGUCGUCGCCUUGCUUUUCUCUGAGGAUUAAAACUAGAAACUUUGUUUUUUUCUGGACUUCCGCACUUUUGUGACAUUUAAUGAUGAACUUGCUUUGCUUCUUCCUCCUAGUUGUACAAACACACAGCGUGACGCCUGUGAUUCACACGCUGCAGUAUUUCACCACCGCAUGCUCUCAAGUUCCAAACUUCCCAGAGUAUGUGGAGGUUGGUUAUGUUGAUGAAGUUGAGGUGAGUUACUAUGACAGCAACACCAGGAAAACAGAAUCCAAACAGGACUGGAUGAACAAAAUCACAGCAGAGGAUCCAAACUACUGGAAGAUAGAAACAGAGAAGAAUGUUGUUAAAGAACAUGUCUACAAAGACAACAUUGAAAUAGCCAUGAAGCGUUUCAACCAAACUGGAGGUGUUCACACUUACCAGGUGAUGACAGGAUGUGAAUGGAAUGAUGAGACUGAUGAAGUUAAAGGUUGGCAGCAGUUCAGUUAUGAUGGAGAAGAUUUCAUAUCGUUGGACAUGAAGACAUGGACAUGGACUGCAGCAAAACAACAAGCUUUCCCCACCAAACUCAAGUGGGACCAGGACACACGUGGACUAGACUACUAUAAGUAUUAUUACACUGAGAUAUGUCCUUCUUACUUGAAGAAGUAUGUGGAGUAUGGGAAGAAGGUCCUAAUGAGAACAGAGCUUCCAAAGGUGUUCCUCCUCCAGAAGACGCCAUCCUCUCCGGUCACCUGCAUGGCGACAGGUUUCUACCCCAACCGAGCCGACUUGUUUUGGAGGAAAGACGGCGAGCAGAUCUUCGAGGACGUGGAGCACGGAGAGCUGCUCCCCAACCACGACGGAACCUUCCAGUUGUCGGUGGAGCUGAAAGUGGAGGUGACGGCCGAGGUGGAGGGCAAGUACGAAUGUGUGUUCCAGCUGUCUGGCGUGGAGGAGGACCUGGUCACCAAGCUGGAGAGAAGAAGCAUCCUGAGCAACGCAAGCCAUGAAGGCAACGUGAGCGUCACUGCCACGCUGGCGGUCCUCGCUGUGGUGGUCCUCCUGGCGGCCCCCAUCAUCAUCAUCUUCAUCAUCAAGCGUCGCCCAAGCAGACAAGCCCAAUACCAUGAAGCUGCUGGUGACGGUGGUAACCAGCUCUCAGAGAGACGUGAAGGCUGAAGGCUGAAGGCUGAGUGACACACAGCACAGUGAGGACUUUGCUUUUUCACGCACCUCCAAAUGUUCUUCUGACUUUGUGUGAAGAUGAUGUUCACUCUGCCACAUGCUAACAUCUGCACCUGCUUUUGUUGGGAAUGUGCUGAGUCAUCUUCUUCCUCCAGGAUGCUUUGUGCACUGGAACACAGAGAGAUGUCUCCAUCGCUGAGGGACCUCAUCACACUUGGACUUUUCUUUCACAUCUGCACUAAUUGCUCCUCGUCUUACACCAUGUCUUCUUUGGCUGUUUGUGGCUGACAAAACACCUUCAAUCUGCAUUUGUCAACAAUAUUUUAUCAGAUGUUGAUCUUUGUGUCCAUGUAGUUGUGAUGUCAUCAUUUGGGGCUCAUGUGUCAUCACAUUGACAAGGAUUUCUUCUUUCCUUUUCAAACCAAUAGACAGCUGCUUAUCAGUGAAUAUCACCUUGUGUCACAUCUCAUCAUUAUUUUUAACAAUAUUUUGGAACAAUAGUACCAUUUUUAACUACUUCCGUAUGCUAAUAUUAAUUGUUUUUGAUGUAACAUUUAAGAAUGAUGAUUAUGAGAACUGCUGUCCAGUUGUUAUAUCUUCUUUUCUGAUGACAUUAGUCUCAUUUGCAAUGCAAUUGCACUUCCAAGACCAUUAGAUGGCAGCACUCUAUAACUAUUUAUGCUAUGUUGUAAAACUAGAAAGUAGCUUUUUUUUUCAGGAAAUUAACUUUUUAGGUUGCCCCCUACAAAGUGUCAAUACUGUAAGAAUAGUUAUUACACAAAAUUGUAAAAUUCGAACUAUAAUCUUAGUUGUUUCCUUUACCAAAUUCCAAGGUGUUGAAAUCGCCAUGUAAAAUCCUUCAUGUAAAUAGUAGCCUGUCUUUGGCAAAUCCUAUGUAAAUUAGCAAUAAGCUAGCGCAUUUUGGAAGAGUGUCGCAUUACUUUAUGUUUGCGCUGUUUUUUUAUUAAGCACUGUGUUGGUGUUGAAAAUGGCAACAUGACUUAGAGGGAGUUUGGCUGAGUCCGGCCUGAGUGCUGCUUGAGUGAUUGUUUAUCUGAGCCCGUGUUUAGUCUGAAAGCAGACAUGACGUCACAUGCAACAAAGGUAUCCAACUUGAUUUUACAUAAUUGAUAGUACUGAGGGAAUUGGGUCAUCACCUACAAAAGUACAGAAUUGGGUAGCCAACCUUACCAGUUAGUGUGACGGAGGGGGACAGUGACACAAAAUUUUUAUGACAAAGCAUUGUCAAAUAUUUAUAUUUUUGAAACAAUUUGCUGUUUUUUCCGUUCCUUUUUGCAUAAUCAUAUUUUUGCUUGAUUGCCAAACAUGCCGAGGAUGUCAUUUGGGAAGUAAACAAGGUAGGCCGUUCAUAUACUCUUGAUAUUCAGUGUUUUAUGUGUACAAUGUUUCAUGUACAUUCUGGGGGUUUUAUUCAGUAAAAACUUGUCAAAUACAAUUUCUGUUUUGGAGGUGGUUUGUCAUUACACACAUGAUAACACUUCUUCCUUGCAGUCAUGCAAAACAAGUAUUAAAUGAUCUUAAGCCUUUACCAUGUCGGAAAAGUGACAAUUUGAAAUAUUUUGUCAAUUGUCAACAGAAAGAAUGAAUGACAGAGCUCUUUAUUAAAACACAGUUUUUAAUGGAAAUGACUGCAAAUUUAAGAGAGUAAAAUAACACAAUUCACCUGUUCUUCUGUUGAUGCUAGUAGUGGAAUGGUAUACACAUCUGCUGUGUGUGACAGUGGGUGUGGGUACGAUUCCUGGUCAGGAGUGGAAGGUAAACAUUGAUCUGAAUCAUCAUGAUUGUUGUGCUGUGGCGACCUCUCAUGGGAAAAAAUGAAAGACAUUUACUGAUUUAAUUCUGUUAAUUGUGUUAUUCUGCACUCCAACAUUAAUUAUUUGGUCAUGUUUUUAUUACGGUGUGAUCUUAUUACUCCGAGACGUGUGUAAUUAAAUACAGGUUUCAGUCAAAUAGUAAAACAUGUUUUUCACAAUGUCAGGUUCAAACAUCGAUGACAUCUAUUAAACAAGACAAGAAGCAAGGAAAUAGAGACGGAAUUCAAUUUUGCUCGGUUUGAGGAGAAACAUGUCGACCUGUAACCUCUUACAGUGUCACCCACGCGCUCACGGAAAAAUGUUCACGUCUCCUCCUUUAUUUGGAUAUUCCCUGUUUACAUAACAGCAGCUGUUUCUAAAGGAAUGGGGGUAUGUAAACAGCCAUUGUUUUCGGUCACAUUAACACAAAAGAAAAAGAUACCUCAGGCUUGUACUGGUCCUGGAUCGAGCUUGGGCAAGUCUUGGAUCACAAUAGCUAACCCUUCCCGUCUCUUCCCAUCGUACACAGUGGUAUUUUCCAAGCCUUUGGAUUAUUGCAACAAAGACAGCUUCCGUCUGUUCACUGGGAACUCAGAGAACGGAAAGUUUUUUUGAUAAUUUACAUACAAUAUUUCUGACACACAUAAAUAAAGAAGGCAAAAACAAGCAAACAAACAGAAAAAUCACCAUGCCAGUAGAGAUGAAGACAAUCUGCCAACAAAAUGUCUCCUACUUAUUUUUUCAGAGAGUUGUCAAGCCUGCGUGUGAUGAUGUGGCCUGCCAGUUAAAAAGUUUGCCCAAGUUAUUCUAGUCACUUAUGCACAGAUGAGAUGUGUCGGCCUCAAAAUAUUACUUUGCAUCACUUUUUGGCAACCAACAAUUCAUUGAUUGAAUUAAUACAUCCAAACACUUUAUUGAUAUGUAUGAUGUGCAUGAACAAAAAACAGUUGAUGUUGUAUGUAGCUUAUAAACAAGGAAGAGGUUUGUAACACAUCAACAUCAACAAGUCCUUUAAAAUCUCAUUAAUGUCACAGAAUUGGACAAAUCUUUGACUUUUCCAACCUAGCAAAGGCUUUAGAUCAUGCUACUUUUGUUGAACAAAUGUUUUGCAGGUACAAUAGUCAAGAUAAACCUGCUUUCAAAUCAACUUUAAAGAUACCUUAUCUUUUAUACUUUAUGUUUGAGUGGACUAAAUGUACUGUCAUUUUAGCUGACUAAAAUGUUGUGUGAUGUGGUUGACUUAAACUAAAUCCAUUUAGAUUUAGCAGAGAGAAACUAUUGUUAGUCACCUUGAGACUCUCACUGAAACCUAAUAACCAGGUGAUAAAUCUGGAGGUAAUAAUGGACUCAGACUUGAACUUUAACAGCCGCAUGAAGUCGAUAACAUCAGCAGCUUUUACCACCUGAAACACUUUGUCAACAUCAGAGGAAUAAUGUCUGAAUCAGACUUGGAGAGACUAAGUCUUUGUCUCCAGCAGUUUGGACUACUGUAAUGCUCUUUUCACUUGGCUCUUUAAACCAGCUGUAAAGCAACUGCAGUACACCCAGAAUGCUGCUGCUCAAGUCCUGACUAGAACUAGGAAAUAUGAUCAUAUCAGUCCAUAUCAGUCCUGGCUUCCUGUAGCUACUCAGCUUUCCUUGUGUACAAGUCCUUUCAUGGUCUUGUGCCAAAGUACAUCUCUGACAUGUUAGCUCUGAGAACCUUGUUUUAUGAGGAUUAUUCUUCUUUUAUUUUGAAGUAUUUUCCAUGGUUACUUCCAUUUUAUUGUUGCCUUCUUGUCAUUUUCUGUACAGCACUUUGAAUUGUGCUCUAUAAAUAAACUGGCCUUCCCUAAUUGUUUUCAGAAUAAAACACUUAUUUCCA